UGUAACGUCUGUUGUCGUUUCCAUGGAAACGGCUGGGAUCAGUUUAAUGUUUGAAGACAAUGAGGAAGUGGACUUUGAUCCUGGAGACAGAGCACAAAACCUCCACACACGACUGCGAGGAAGAACAUCCGAGUCCUUCAUCUGCUGCUCCUCCUCAUCAGCCAAACGCCAUGAAGCUGGAGGUGAAGAUCGAGCUGCUGAAGUUCUUCUUCACCUUCCUGAACACGCUCUUCUUGGUUCUGGGUCUGAGUGUUGGCGGCUGUGCUAUCUGGAUUCUGCUCGGCUCAGGAAGCUUCCUGAAUGUUCUCUCAUCUGAUGAACUGCAGGUGGUGGCGAUGGGGCUCCUCCUGAUCGGGGCGGUGGUGAUCUUGGUCAGCCUCGUUGGAUGCAUCGGAUCAAGCAGCGAGAACAGAUUCAUGCUGGUGGUGUACGGCAGCUUCCUCAUCGUCCUGGUUCUGGGUCAGCUCUUCGUCAUGCUGCUGCUGCUCAUCAACAGGGGCAAGAUAAACCAGGCUUUGACUGAAACUGUUCAUAAGAUCAUCUCUGACUAUGGAAACAGCAGUGACAUUGAGGAAAGGAUGAUGGACGCCAUGCAGAAGACGGGACGUUGCUGUGGUCUGACACGAGCCUCCGACUGGCUGGAAAACUCCUUCCUACAGACGUUGAACCUGUCAACUGUGGACGUCCUCCCAUGUUCCUGUUAUGCAUCAUAUAAUCUCACUUUUAACUCGUCUUGGUGCUCAGAGAACCCAGAACUUCAUUCAGCAUCUGUUGGAGAAGGAGUCCAUGCUUUUAAUGAGAGCUGCAGUGGAAAGCUCUCGUUCUGGCUGCAGGAGAACAUCCUGACCAUCAUCAGCAUGGAUGUCAUCCUGCUCCUGCUCCAGAUGAUUGAUGUUGCCAUGGCAGCGGCUCUGUACCAAAUGUUUGGGAAGAAAGCGACUCUAAAGAGAAACAACCAACUUUUUGAUGAAAGCCAAGACAGCGAUGCGGAGUCUGAAGACGACGGACAGCAUACUUAUGCCUAUGUACAUCCAGACGGGGAAGAACCCGAGCUCAACCAAACCAACCAUGUCAACCCGAACCAACAGGCCCGCUUUGUCCACAGGGCAGAACCCCCGGGGCCCUGGGCCUUUAGGGACCAGUAAGCAAAUACUGCAAAAAUAGAUAUAUAUGAUUUUUUUUCUUUUGACAUAUGUUUGUAGUGUAAUUUGCUUGACGAACUAAAAAAGUUUUAUUUACUGACAUUAAAACUAUCCUCUAAAGGAUUCUAGAGGGAAAACUUUCUGAAA
Messenger RNA from Oryzias latipes (Japanese medaka), 1289 nucleotides. RefSeq names its product CD82 antigen. The record is from RefSeq and is a predicted model, not a curated record. Gene Ontology annotation, cellular component: plasma membrane. NCBI's taxonomy places the organism in Eukaryota, Metazoa, Chordata, Actinopteri, Beloniformes, Adrianichthyidae.